Lotus japonicus is the source of this 906-nucleotide messenger RNA. RefSeq lists its product as uncharacterized. The record is from RefSeq and is a predicted model, not a curated record. The transcript is spliced from 4 exons. Gene Ontology annotation, biological process: recombinational repair. NCBI's taxonomy places the organism in Eukaryota, Viridiplantae, Streptophyta, Magnoliopsida, Fabales, Fabaceae. Bases 243 to 833 code for a protein of 196 amino acids.
CAGAAUGCCUACACAACCAACUCUGACCACCAUCAAUUACAAUCUCAACCACCAUCACUGCCUACACAACCAACUCUGACCACCAUUAAUCUUCACCACCAACCCCACCACCAACCCCAUUACUCAUUCAUCCUACACCAUAAAUCCCUUUACUUCCUAUAUUAGUCCCCUAUGCACCAAAGGCAUCCUACACCAUUACAUUACUUCCCUUCUUCCCUUGUUGCAGGAAAUAACCAGAAGAAAUGGAACAAGAUCCACCAUCAACCUUCAUCCGCCCUUGCAAACGCCAAGACAACCUUGCCUCCAGCUCUCGUCCUCUCAUUCCCGGCCCAGCUGGCGCCGUCCAGGCCGCCAUGAUUCACCGCAGAUCCACCGACGACAAACCAAACAUUUCAACCCAACAAUUCGUUAGGCAAGUCCUCCAAGACGGCCACGACACCGAUCCCGAUUUCCAAUCCAAUGCUUGGCUUUCAGCCCUGCAAUUAAACGGAUCUGCCACUCCUCUGGGCGCAAUCACUCACCAUCAUGAAAGAGUAGAUCACAUCAUCGGUGUUAUCAAAUCCUGCAAUCCCAAUGGGUUUGGAGAUGCAACAGUUACACUCAAGGACCCUACGGGCACUGUUGGCGCUAGUAUCCAUCACAAGGUAUUCACUGAAAGCGUAUUUGCGAAAGACAUAACUGUUGGAUCUGUUCUGCUUCUCCAAAAGGUCGCUGUGUUCUCUCCUAGAAAGUCUAAUUGUUAUCUGAAUAUAACCUUGUCCAAUGUAGUCAAGGUAUUUCCAAAGGACAGUGCACCUCCACCUGGAAGCUUCACAAACAUAACAGAAGAUUAAUAUUAGUUCUUUACUAAUUCUAUAUUAAGGACUAUUUGUGUAACUUUUGAAAUGCUGAGCUUAGAUUAUGUAU